GGUCAGGCUUGUUGUUCAGCAUGGCGUCCCUCAUCGGGUUGUUGUCCGGUUUUGGACGGCCGUUCCAAAAGUUGCUGGCUGGCCCGGCGGCCACCAGCUGUGCUCAGCUCCCAGCGCGCGGGUACAGGGAAGUGGUAGAAAUCCAAGAAGGGAAGACAACUAUAAUCGAAGGCCGCAUCACAGAGACUCCCAAGGAGAGUCCCAGUCCCCCUAACCCCUCUGGGCAGUGCCCCAUCUGCCGCUGGAACUUGAAGCACAAGUAUGGCUAUGAGGACGUUCUGCUGCUCAGUCAGUUCAUUCGGCCCCAUGGGGGUAUGCUGCCCCGUAAGAUCACCGGCCUGUGCCAGGAGGAGCACCGCAAGAUUGAGGAGUGUGUGAAGAUGGCCCACCGUGCAGGUCUGUUGCCGAAUCACAGGCCUCUGCUGCCUGAAGGUGUUGUUCCGAAGAGCAAACCACAGCUGAACCGCUACCUGACCCGCUGGUCUCCCCGCUCCGUCAAGCCCAUCUAUAACAAAGGCCACCGCUGGAACAAGGUGUGCAUGCCCGUGGGCUCACCGCUCUUGAAGGACAAUGUCUCCUACUCAAGAACACCUUUGAAGCUGUAUCACUGACCAUGUGCCCAGCUUCCAGAGACUGGCCAGUGCCCCACCCCCCACGUCUACACCAUGCUUUGGGAAGCCAGCUUGCAAACCCUCAGCCAAACCUCACUCCUGCGCUCCCCACAGGAUGACCUCCAGUGGCACAAGGAACAGUGGACUAACUCCAGUUCUUUGAGGUUGCCCAAAUGCAACACUGGGAACUGCAGGCAGACAGUUGCUCUGAUGCACUAGAUUGGUUCCAGUGGCUGUGCCCAGUGCUGAGGGACAAGGGGCUUGCCUGAAGGAACAUCAUAAACCAGGCAGGUGGGCUUC
Ochotona curzoniae (black-lipped pika) is the source of this 911-nucleotide messenger RNA. RefSeq names its product mitochondrial ribosomal protein S18A (gene MRPS18A). Gene Ontology annotation, biological process: mitochondrial translation. Lineage: Eukaryota; Metazoa; Chordata; Mammalia; Lagomorpha; Ochotonidae. The coding region runs from base 21 to 611 and encodes 196 amino acids. Gene Ontology annotation, molecular function: small ribosomal subunit rRNA binding; structural constituent of ribosome. The transcript has 6 exons. Gene Ontology annotation, cellular component: mitochondrial small ribosomal subunit; ribosome. The record is from RefSeq and is a predicted model, not a curated record.